Messenger RNA from Diospyros lotus (date-plum), 804 nucleotides. Its product is annotated as ethylene-responsive transcription factor ERF084. The record is from RefSeq and is a predicted model, not a curated record. Gene Ontology annotation, biological process: regulation of DNA-templated transcription. Lineage: Eukaryota; Viridiplantae; Streptophyta; Magnoliopsida; Ericales; Ebenaceae. The transcript has a single exon. The coding region runs from base 19 to 711 and encodes 230 amino acids. Gene Ontology annotation, molecular function: DNA binding; DNA-binding transcription factor activity.
UCCACCUCCACCUCCAACAUGAACCACCACCACCAUCUCCAACCCCUCCCGUUCUUCCCCAUCUCUGAUCACUUCCCCUUCAAACCCACCGGAGCUUUGCCACAACCCAGCAACAAAUUCCCGCUGUUUCGCAGCCAUCUCUCCGCUUCUGCUUCUUCUUCCUCGUCUCCGGUUGACCCACUAGCCCUAUCUCGUGUGGAGCACGAAAGUCCGCCCGUUCUUGAAGGAAUUGCGGCCGUAGUUGGCCAGCACGUCCUCUUCGGAGGAAAUGCCGGCGCCGGCUCCGACAAGGAGGAGAAACCGGGCGGCGCAUCGGCGGCGCAGAAGAGGUACAGAGGGGUGAGGAAGAGACCGUGGGGGAGGUGGUCGGCAGAGAUAAGGGACCGCAUAGGGCGGUGCCGCCACUGGCUCGGCACCUUCGACACGGCGGAGGAGGCCGCACGGGCCUACGAUGCGGCAGCCCGGCGGCUGAGAGGCUCCAAGGCUCGCACGAACUUUGCAGUCCCGUCAAUUUUGCCGCUCCCGUCGCCGGCAUCGUCAUCGUCGUCCUUGUCGGACACAAACAACAAGAAGAAGCAGAAGAGAGCCUCGCCGGAAAGAAGCAGAAAAUGCGCCGUCGUAACCUCUCUGGAUCAGCUCUUCAGCUCAAACAGUACUUCCGCCACUAUUUCUUACACCGAACUGGACUUGAAGCUUUCAGCUGGAAGAUAACCUAGCUAGCUAGCUAGUUAGUUGAAAACCCUUCUCAAAUUUGUAUCUUCCAUAUAUAUAUAUAUAUGUAUGUAUCUAUGUUGCUGAAAACCC